GUGAAUCUAGCCUAUGCGUAUGAGACGAAGGAUGCUCUGUGUUUAGUACUGACCAUAAUGAAUGGAGGAGACCUGAAGUUUCACAUCUAUAAUAUGGGGAACUCUGGCUUUGAUGAGCAGAGGGCCGUCUUUUACGCAGCAGAGAUCUGUUCUGGGCUGGAAGACCUGCACCGGGAGAGGAUAAUCUACCGGGACUUAAAACCUGAAAACAUUCUUCUAGACGACCGCGGACACAUCCGUAUCUCUGACCUGGGACUAGCCGUCCAGAUUCCCGACUCGGAGACGAUACGAGGGAGAGUGGGCACCGUAGGAUACAUGGCCCCAGAGGUGAUCCAGAAUGAGUCCUACUCCUUCAGUCCUGACUGGUGGGGUCUGGGCUGUCUGGUGUUUGAGAUGAUCCAGGGUCAGUCUCCCUUCCGCCGGCGUAAAGAACGAGUGAAGAGAGAAGAGGUGGACAGACGAGUGAGAGAAGAUCCCGAGGAAUACUCUGACAAGUUCUCUGAGGAGGCCAAGGAUAUCUGCAGACAGAACCCUGUGUCACUUCCUCUUCCUCAGCUGCUGGCCAAAGACCCCAAAGCCCGUCUGGGGUGCCAGGGACGGGGCGGUGUGGAGGUGAAGGCUCAUAUCAUCUUCAAGAACAUCAACUUCAAACGCCUCGAGGCAGGCAUUCUGGAACCCCCCUUCAGUCCUGAUCCGCGGGCGGUGUACUGUAAAGAUGUUCUGGAUAUAGAACAGUUCUCUACAGUGAAGGGAGUGAACCUGGACCCCACAGACGAUGACUUCUACCACAAGUUUGUUACAGGAAGUGUCUCCAUCCCCUGGCAGAACGAGAUGAUUGAGAUGGAGUGUUUUAAGGAGAUCAACGUCUAUGAGACCGAGGGCCUGCUGUGUUCUGAUCUGGAUGUGAACAGACCCAACCCACCGCCAAAGAGAGGAUUCUUCUACAGGCUGUUCAGACGAGAGGCAAGUGGUGCUAGCUCUCCCCCCCGCCCCGCCGCCGCCGUGAGAGGUGGUGGGGGUUAAGGUCUGUUUAAAGAGUGGCUACGAAGACGAAGAGCACGAGGAGCCUUCCCGACUUUAAACCACUCCAGCUCUCCCUCCUCCUCCUCCUGCUCUCCCUCCUCCUCCUCCUGCUCUCCCUCCUCCUCCUCCUGCUCUCC
Messenger RNA from Oncorhynchus tshawytscha (Chinook salmon), 1160 nucleotides. Its product is annotated as G protein-coupled receptor kinase 6-like. The record is from RefSeq and is a predicted model, not a curated record. Gene Ontology annotation, biological process: regulation of signal transduction; signal transduction; protein phosphorylation. Gene Ontology annotation, cellular component: cytoplasm. Lineage: Eukaryota; Metazoa; Chordata; Actinopteri; Salmoniformes; Salmonidae. Gene Ontology annotation, molecular function: G protein-coupled receptor kinase activity; ATP binding.